AUGUCUUCUCAAGGCAAUGACCAGGAGCAAGAUGUCCUACCCGAACAGACAGAGGGGUUUAGGGUUGGGGAAAAGAAGACAAUGAAUGAAUAUCAGCAACUCGAUGCCGAAGAUGAGGCUAUGCAGAGAUAUAAAAGGUCUCUCGGUAUAGGAGGAGACGGAAAAUACCUAACUGAUCCCAAUGAUCCCCGACAAUGUAUAAUCUUAUCCUUAACUAUGGAGUCUCAAGACCGUCCACCAGUAACUAUUGAUCUUUCUGAAGAAGAUUCGCUAUCUACUCUUAAAGAUAAGCCAUUCAAAAUUAAGGAAGGUGCUAGCUACUCAAUGACGGCCAAAUUUAAGGUUCAACACGAAAUCUUAAGUGGCCUGCACUAUGUUCAGAUAAUAAAGCGAAAAGGAAUUAGGGUCAGAAAGGACCAAGAGAUGAUUGGUUCUUAUGCACCAAAUACUGAGGCGAAUCCGGUUUACACCAAGAGAUUUGCCGUAGAUACUGCCCCAUCAGGAAUUAUGGCCCGAGGAAACUACACUGUCAUUAGUAACUUCAUAGAUGACGACAAGAAAGUUCAUUUGAUAUUUGAAUGGUCAAUUAUGAUUGGAAAAGACUGGUAG
Messenger RNA from Blumeria graminis f. sp. triticale, 609 nucleotides. The record is from the annotation of a GenBank genome assembly. NCBI's taxonomy places the organism in Eukaryota, Fungi, Ascomycota, Leotiomycetes, Helotiales, Erysiphaceae.